CUCUCGCCAGUAAAGUCCCUCCAAAAAUGUCCCUCUCUCUUCUCCGACACACUCCAUAUCUCACCUCAGCAGUUCCAUUGCCAAUUCAAUAUUUCUUCAUCUCCUUAACCAAAAUGCCAAAAACACGUCUCUCCACCAUGCGACAAGACUCAGGUGCACCAAAAUUUCAGCUUAAAUGUUCUGAAGUUGGUGGUGUUGUACCUAAGAAUAGAGUGAGAAAAAGGAGUGUGGAAAUGAUAGCCAAAGAGGUUAAGACAGAAUCUCCUGAUCAAAAAUUUCUCAGGCAUCCAGAAAUUGAAGAUUUUGCAAAUAAUAGUGGCAAUAUUUAUUCUCAGUCUAUACAACCUCCUGCCAACUGGGAAAGGGUCAUUGAAGGGAUACGCAGAAUGAGGUCAUCAGAACAUGCACCUGUGGACUCCAUUGACCCGGAUGAAGGAGUGACUUCUCUUCAACCUAAGGAAAGAAGAUUCGCUGUUCUGGUUGGUUCAUUGCUAUCAAGUCAGACCAAGGGUCAUGUUACACAUGAAGCGAAUCAGCGGCUCCUCGAAAAUGGUUUGUUGAGUGCUGACUCAAUGAAUAAAGCUGAUGAAGUCACCAUUAAGAGCUUGAUAUAUCCGGUUGGAUUUUACACAAGAAAGGCUCGGCAUCUUAAACAAGUUGCAAAAAUUUGUGUCUCUAAAUAUGAUGGAGACAUUCCUGGUACAGUGGACGAGUUGCUUCUACUUCCAGGUGUUGGUCCCAAGAUAGCUCACCUGGUUAUGAUUAUGGCAUGGAACAAAGUUGAAGGGAUUUGUGUAGAUACCCAUGUGCAUCGUGUUAGUAAUCGGCUUGGUUGGGUCUCGCAGCCUGGGAAAAAACAGGGAACUAGAUCACCCGAAGAGACUAGGGUCUCCUUGCAGCAGUGGCUUCCUAAAGAAGAAUGGGUUUCCAUUAAUUUGCUUUUGGUAGGCUUUGGACAGACCAUAUGUACUCCUCUGAGACCUCGCUGUGCAAAAUGCACGGUAAGUGAAUUCUGCCCGUCGGCAUUUAAGGAGAUAUCAAGCCCAGCUUCCACUUCCAGAACACUAAGCCCCAAGAAGAAACAUUGACAAGGUUGUUUGCUGCUACGUGAUCAUA
Nicotiana tabacum (common tobacco) is the source of this 1116-nucleotide messenger RNA. Its product is annotated as endonuclease III homolog 2, chloroplastic-like. Gene Ontology annotation, cellular component: chloroplast nucleoid; nucleus. NCBI's taxonomy places the organism in Eukaryota, Viridiplantae, Streptophyta, Magnoliopsida, Solanales, Solanaceae. The record is from RefSeq and is a predicted model, not a curated record. Gene Ontology annotation, biological process: base-excision repair, AP site formation; base-excision repair; nucleotide-excision repair. Gene Ontology annotation, molecular function: DNA-(apurinic or apyrimidinic site) endonuclease activity; 4 iron, 4 sulfur cluster binding; oxidized pyrimidine nucleobase lesion DNA N-glycosylase activity.